This is a messenger RNA of Solanum pennellii, 633 nucleotides long. RefSeq lists its product as uncharacterized. Lineage: Eukaryota; Viridiplantae; Streptophyta; Magnoliopsida; Solanales; Solanaceae. The record is from RefSeq and is a predicted model, not a curated record. The coding region runs from base 1 to 633 and encodes 210 amino acids. The transcript has a single exon.
AUGUCGAUUACUAAUUCUUAUUUUUUUGACAAGGUUUAUAAAGUUAGGGUUAUGAAAAAAUCCGAGUCGAAUAAGUUGUGUAUGGAUGAGAAUGAUUCAAUGUGUAAUGCGGAAAUGCGAUGCAAGCAUGUUAUCUUAUUGCAAAUGCAAACGUUCUGGUCAGAUAGCAAUCCCGAAAGACGAUUUUGGUCUUGUCCUCACUAUGAGGCCACAAACUUUAAUUUCUUUAGAUGGAGAGACAAGGAGAGAGUUGAUGAAAGAUCUCAGUUUAUUCUUCCAAAAUUGUUGAAUAGGAUUAACGAGUUAGAAAAAAAUUAUGAGCCUCUGAAGAUGCAAUUGGAACAACUUGAUAAUUCAAACAUUGAACAGUCAAAACUAGAGAAAAUUCCUUUUAAUGAAGGUGAAUGUCUUCAAAAUCGUUAUGAAAAUUUGAACAUCAAUUCAAAGGAGAAGGGUGACAACAUAAAAGAAAUAGGUGAACUGAAAGACAUGAAGAAGAUGAAAGGGAUGAAAAUGAAGAAAAUAAAUAAAGGUGGUUGUUUUGGAAAAUUCAUUUGUUCUGUGAUGAUUUGUUUUGUUAUCAAAUGUAAGGUGUGUCUCAGAGAUUUUGGGUAUAGGCUGGGGGGUAAUUGA